AGACGCCAACAGACGCCGGACUGAUGACGUGGUCCGCUCUGUCUUCGACCAGAGCAGCAGUAUGGCCGACCAGAGCAGGCAAAUAAAACUCGCUGCAGCUAAGAAAAAGCUGAAGGAGUUUCAGCAGAAGAGCUCCCCUGUAAGUGUGGGAGGAGAGAGGGGUGGAGGAGGAGGAGGAGGAGGAGGAGGAGGUGGUGGAGCAGGGGCCAAGAAGAAGAGGAAGGUGAAGGGACUGAGCCAACACGAUGCACCUUCAUCAGACAGAAACUCGCCAGACAAUGCCUUUGCUGAAAUGGAGGCCAUCGGGUCUUCAGUUCCCCAGGUGCUGGAGGACCAGAAGGGCGAGCUGGGUCACGGCUCACCCGUGUCUAACCCCGCUAGCUCUAACGCUGCUACUAACCCUGAGUCUGUUGGUCACAACACUGACCUCCAGGACUAUCCCGAUACCAACGGCAAUGAGAGUUUGACAGAAGAAAAUAGACCACUGUCUUCCACAGAGAGCCUGCGACAGCUCUCACAGCAACUGAACGGCCUCGUCUCUGGGUCAUCUGCUGCAUAUGUGAAUGGGGACAGUCCACCUUCUGGUGGUGAGAGAGAGCUGGAGGGUCGUAACCAGGAGCUGGCAGCCGCCCUGGAGUCCAGCAAGCUAACAAACUCUCAGUUAAAUACCAGGCUAGACCAGCUGGCACAGCAAUCUCAGGGGCUCUCCGAUCAGCUACAAAAGGAGCGAAAAGAAUUUGAACAGAGAUUUUCAAAAGAGCAGGGAGGCAUGCGGGAGCAAUUACAGGUUCACAUCCAGACCAUUGGAAUACUGGUAUCAGAGAAAUCUGAGUUACAAACAGCACUGCAAUACACACAACAGGCUGCACGGCAGAAAGCAGCUGAAGCCGAGGAGUUGAAUAACCGCCUGCAGGCAACAAAGCAGAGAGUGUCAGAGCUGGAGAGAACUCUCUCCUCUGUCUCAACACAGCAGAAACAGUUUGAAAAGCACAACAAAGAGUUUGAAAAGGAGAGAGACAGCCUGAGGCUAGAGGUGUUUAGACUAAAUAAUUUGAGUGAGGAGUCGAAGCAGCAGAACUCGGAGCUGUCAGAGAAGAUAAAGCUGAGCACACAGGAGAACGGAGCAAUGAGGCUGGAGGUGGAAGAUCUUCGCAAGAGACUCGAGAUAGCUGACCUCAUGUUGCAACAGUGCUCCAAUCAGUCAGAUCCCACCAGUGCCAACCAGCAGGUCCAGUUACUGCUGGGAGAGAAGCAGCAGCUGGAGGAACAUAAUCACCAGCUGAUGGAGUCAAUUGCCCAGCUGCAAACAGAGAGGGAUUGCUAUGCAGAGCAGAUCCAGGAGGAGGGUCGUGUAUGGAAGGAUAAGACAGAACAGCUGCUGACACAGGUGUCUUUGGUGGCAGAGGAGAGGGACAGAAACAUUAACCGAGUCCAGGAACUGGAAGACAGCAUCACGGAGCUAAAAAAUGCUGCAGUGUUGUUGUCCCAGGAGAGAGAGGCCCUGGAUAAUGCAGCGCCUCAGUCCUCAGGGCCAUCAGAGAGUGAGGUGGCUCUGCAGGAGGCCCUCAACACUCUACAUCAGGAGAAAGAUGCUCUUAUCGCACAGUACCAGGCACAGCUGCGAGAUAACGAGCAGCUGAGCCGCAUGUGUGCAGAGCAGGAGACGCGUCUGGGGGAGAUGGAGCAGCAGGUGGAGAGACAAGUCCAGGAGGUAGACGACCGCCGGCGCAUGUUGGAGGAUGUGCAGUCAGACAAGGCCACUAUUAGCCGUGCUCUCACCCAGAACCGAACGCUGAAGGACCAGCUGGCUGAGCUACAGAAUGGUUUUGUCAAACUGACUAAUGAGAACAUGGAGCUGACCACUGCCAUCCAGUCAGAGCAACAUGUGAAAAAGGAGCUGGCUCGCAGAAUGGGUGAACUGCAAGAGGAGCUGCACGACGUCAAGGAGCAGCUGGAACUGAAAAGUAAGGACAUCCUGGGUCUGAUGGAGCAGAGGGACCAGGUAGUGGCCCACCUGCAGCAAUACUGUGCAGGCUACCAGACCCUGGCCUCGGAGAGGGAACAGGUCCACCACCAGUAUCUGCAGCAGAUCCAGCUCAUGGACCGGCUGCAGCACGACGAAAGCCAGGGCCGUGUGCAACUGGAGAUCAGUCACAAUCAGCUCAAGCAGACGCAGGAGCAUUUGGACAUGUUAGUCAAAGACAACGAGCAGCUGAAGGCUGAGGUGAAGGAGCUGCUCAACAGCUCAACUCUGGUCACAUCAUCCAGAGACCAAGGCGAUGGAGUGGAGAGCCAGUCCCUGCAAGAGAGCCCAGAUAAAUCCUCCUCCUUAGUCAUCCCAGAAGACUUUGAGAGCCAGAAAGAGAUGGAGGAGUUUAUCCGGGAAGCCUUGGCUCAGGUGGAGGCAGAGAGGGACGAGGCCAGAAGGCAACUGGAGGAGGAACACAGGCUCCACAUGGCUGCCAGGCACCAGGCCGCUCUGGCCCUCAGCCUUGAGAACCAACACCACAGCUACACACCUGUUCACGACCAUCAUCCCGAGCACGACCACCCUCAGGGCCAACACAGUCACUGUGAACACGGCCACGAGCAUUCAGAAGGAGGAGUACCAGUGGAAGUUCAUCAGGCCCUGCAAGCUGCCAUGGAUAAGCUUCAGCAGCGUUUCACCUCCCUCAUGAGAGAGAAAGCCGACCUGAAGGAGAGGGUGGAGGAGCUGGAGCACCGCUGCAUCCAGCUGUCUGGAGAGACCGACACUAUAGGGGAGUACAUCGCUCUGUACCAGAGUCAGCGGGCCAUCAUGAAGCAGAAACACCAGGAGAAGGAGCAGUACAUCAGCAUGCUGGCCCAGGACAAGGAGGAGAUGAAAGCGAAGCUUGCAGAGCUGCAGGAUCUGGUCAUGAGGCUGGUGGCUGAGAGGAACGACUGGUACAGCCGCUACACCGGAGCUGUGGCCAGCGCAGGCACGGUGAACCCCGACCUGCUUCCUGUCGGGGAGGAUCACAUUCACUCAGAGCACCACGCACACACGCAUCCUAAUGCUGACAGUGGAGAAGAAGCCAUGGAGAUCAUUCCUCUGUCAGAGCCCACCACAGGCCUGGAAGCCCCCUCGUCCCAGACGCUGUCGAGCGGUUCAACCCAGACUGACUCCAAGCCCAUGGGGCCCAAAGAGGACGGCACAGCUCAGCAGAUCAUGCAGCUGCUCCAGGAGAUCCAGAACCCCCAGGGAGCACUAAGAUCACCCCCCUUCCUCGGGGAGAACCCAUGCAUCCCCUUCUUCUACCGGCCUGACGAGCAGGACGAAGUCAAGAUCCUGGUGGUGUGAGGUGUGGGUGUGACUGAGGCUGGCGUGCGUCCGUGUGUAUGUAUAUGAGAUAUUGGAUAUGUCUUGAAGACUGGGGAAUAUUAAAACACCACAGUAUACCAUGUUUGUAGCUUGUUGAUCAUAUUCACAAACACUUCUCAAGAAAUAUGACACCCUGCAACACUGGUCACAGAUAUCUGAAUGUCUUUGACCCAGUUACAUUAAAAUGCCCCCCCUCCCUGCUCUGUGUGUUGGCACACAUAUGUGCAUGGUUAUAAGGAGAGUAUUUUCUAUUUUUUGUUUUUAUGGGGUUCUUUGUUUAUGAUGCUCUUCCCAGAGAGAUAACCAGAAUUUCUUAAUGCAAUCUGUUUAUUCUCCAUACCACCAUUUUUAAUCACCAUUUCCCCACUCGUCUCCCAUUUUACACAUAAGUGCAAUAAAGGGGCCAUAUAUUCUGAACCCUUGCUGAUAAAAUACUUCAAAAGCUGUCGUAAAUGUGUGCAACGUCAGUGUAAACCUCAGUUUUACACAAUCCACUGUACAAAUGCCAAAAAAAAAAGGAGCAUCGCGUUUGAAUGUAAUAACCAGAAUAUCUACCCGUAUGUUUGUGUAAUGUGAGGAGAACUGAUGAUGGUGAAUGAGUGCAGGAGGAGAAGAGAGGCAGAGGACGAUGUAAGUUUAAGUCAGAUCGAGAGACUGAGUGCACAAACUAGCCUUUGAACUGUAGGCGCUGUUCUGUUUCAGAGUCAAGAGGUUGCUAGUUACAAGGUAAGAUUCAAGAAAGACGGAGGCAGGUUUCGUAGAUUGGUACUGUUCCCUAAAAUGACCCUUCCUCCACCUUUUUUGUCUUCUUCCUCCAAACACUGAAAAUAAGUCUCAUUUUUGUACAGUGUGAAAUGAUAAUAUAUGUGAAACGAUUGUGUUGUGAUGUCAAACAUCCUGUUCGACUGAGAGAAGUCGCCGCCGUUAUGAAAAGGUAGUUUCUAAAGUCACUAGAGGGAUAGAUGCAAUUUAUAGAUCCCAUGAAAACAUAUUAGUCAAGGUUAUGAAGGCAUUAUUUUCAGAGUGUUAUUCAGAUAAAUGAUAGAGCUUGGGCUGUUGGUUUUGGUCUGCUUUCCACUUUAUUAUUUUCUCUAUCUUAGCGUGAUAGAUACUGGAGGAAGUUACAGGAAGUAUGGUGUGAAAAUACACCCAUAAGUCAUCUCUCUUCUUCAAAUGUUCUCUAACCUGAAGCAUUUGGCUGGUCUCAUCACAAAUGUCCACAUUUUUUUUUUGGUUUGUUUAUGUACCUAGCUGCUCAACUCUAACUGAACCCUAAUUAAAAUUUCAUGGGGUCUUUAAGUUUCUCAACAAACUGACACUAUUGAUAAGAGCUUGUUCUCUUCUGUUACAUCUGCUUGUAUUUCCACAUAUCAAAGCUGAAUUAAUGCACAUCCUUUACAACUGGACUGUGUGAGUGUACGUGACGCGCGCGUGUGUGUGUGAUCCAAACUGUUUGCUUUUCAGCCGAAGUUGCAUCUGUUGUAUUUUUUUGUAGAGUACUAUCAGAUUAUAUAAGUAUGAUUGCACUAAAACUGUACAAAGAUUCCCAUUCGGCUCCUUCCUCUGUGGCUGGCUGGACAGUGACGUUUCUACCACAGAGCCCCUCAGCUGGCUUAAUGAUUUCUGUUGAGGAAGAGGGGAAUCCUAUGAAGCCACAGUCUUAAGCUGAGGGUUCCAGUUGAAGCUAAUUCAUUGAAAGUGUGUUGGUGUGUGUGUGUGUGUGUGUGUGUGCAUCGUUGCACUCGGAGGAUGAAUUGUAAAUAUGAACAGAAGGUGACAUUAAUGAGAUUGCUCACUCCAAAAGAUUGUGAUGUUAAUCCCAAAUGCAUUGGACCAAUCAGUUUCCAAAACUAGUCGAAAUAUUUGUAUUUAGAUUGUGAUACUCUGGUAUUGGCAACACUUGAGUAAAUCUUUUGGGCAUUGAAAACAAAAAUAAAAGGUGAGAUCCCAACAUAAGGACCUUUUUAUUCUUAAACUUAACCCUCUAGCUUGAAGGGAGAGAUGCUCAUAUUCACAAAUGUAGACUGGAGGAUGGAUUGAUUGAUGGAUUGAUUGACAACUUCACCGUAGAGCUCUUUCCCUUUUCAACUAGCAACCAAGAGCUUUGCUAUCACAGUUUAUUUAAGCUUCAUUUCAGAUUAAAUCACGCUAGAGGCCUCUGUUUUUUAGGAGUCUUCUCAUGAUUUUAAUAUGCAAGGACAUGAGGGUCAUACAAAAAAUCCCAGUGACUGCUUUAGGAGGUAUUUUAACCUUCUCAUUUGGAUGUCUUUGAAUUUUAAGACUGUCUCUGUUGUGUUUACAUUGAGGUAGAGGACACAUUUAUUCACUUGUUAAAUAGCACACUUGAUAUUUAUCACAAAAUGCAACGGGGCAGAAGGCGUUCUGGUAUUUUAAACCUAUUCUAGAAAUGAAAAUGUAAUAUGCGGAGGCCAUAUGUACUUUACAGGUGUAAAGUGUUCUUUACAGGCAAAGUUAACAGCGCAGCGUCUACACUAAACCACAGCACCUUGUUAGUAACAGGUGGUUUUGGAAUACAUUUACUUGAAUCAUUCUUGAUUUAAAAUAUUCCAUCGCUUCUUAGCAUUCUGUCACUUUUUGGUUUUCCUUUUGAAAAAUGCCACAAAAUAUGAUUUAUUUUUCUUCCUUCAUAUUGUUUCUGGUUAGACCAAGAGUAUAAUAUACAAUUAAAUCCAUUUAGUGUAGUUUCGGGGCUUGUAAAAAAACAAUUAAGACAAUGUGGAUAAAAUGAAUUCCCACACUCUCUGAUUCACUGUUAAAUAUGUUAUGCGUGAUGAAACAAAUAGCAAUGAGAAAGCAUUUAUUGUCUUUACUGUAAAAGUAAAGGUGGUGUAUAUACUGUAACUGUGUAACAUAUUGUAUAUUCAUUAUGACUGGUGUGUGUGGGGGGGGAAAAGCUGCUCUGCCACGUUUACUGGCAGUGUGGACUGUGUGUCGUUGGCGGUUACUGGCUGGCUGUGAUUUAAUACAAAGAUUGACUAAAAAAAGAGGAAAUAUUCUAUUUAUUUGGAAUACGUUAGUAUCUCAACUAAUCAGUUUUAAUGUAAAAUAGAAGUCACUUUUGGAUGGAAAUGAAGGAUCAUUCAGAGAACUGAUUUGUUCGAGGGCUGCUUCUGACAGAAGCUUUCUGAUUUGUUUUUUCUCCUUGAGUAAUAUUUUCUCUCCUUCUCCUGAAUAAAACUGAUUGAGCAA
Messenger RNA from Anoplopoma fimbria (sablefish), 6553 nucleotides. RefSeq names its product golgin A2 (gene golga2). Gene Ontology annotation, molecular function: protein binding. The record is from RefSeq and is a predicted model, not a curated record. The coding region runs from base 62 to 3322 and encodes 1086 amino acids. Lineage: Eukaryota; Metazoa; Chordata; Actinopteri; Perciformes; Anoplopomatidae. Gene Ontology annotation, cellular component: Golgi apparatus; Golgi cisterna membrane; cis-Golgi network. The transcript has 27 exons. Gene Ontology annotation, biological process: Golgi organization.